Molecule: messenger RNA, 848 nt
Organism: Vigna radiata var. radiata (mung bean)
Lineage: Eukaryota; Viridiplantae; Streptophyta; Magnoliopsida; Fabales; Fabaceae
Product: 60S ribosomal protein L18a
Exons: 4
Coding region: 113-649 (178 amino acids)
Biological process (GO): translation
Cellular component (GO): cytosolic large ribosomal subunit; ribosome
Molecular function (GO): structural constituent of ribosome
Source: RefSeq, a predicted model, not a curated record
UAGGGUUUCGAGCUCUUUAGAUACAAUGAAAAACCAGAUUUUUUCCUUUUCAUCGUAGGACUGCGAGAGAGGGAGAGAGAGUGUGAUAAUCGUUUGUUGCCUUCUCUCAGAAAUGGUUACCUUCAGGUUUCACCAGUACCAGGUCGUUGGGAGGGCUCUCCCAACGGAAGCAGAUCAGCACCCAAAGAUUUACCGCAUGAAGCUUUGGGCCACCAACGAGGUUCGGGCAAAAUCCAAGUUCUGGUACUUUUUGAGGAAGCUGAAGAAGGUCAAGAAGAGCAAUGGUCAAAUGCUCGCUAUAAAUGAGAUUUUUGAGAAGAACCCAACCAAGAUUAAGAACUAUGGGAUAUGGUUGAGGUAUCAAAGUAGAACCGGUUAUCACAACAUGUACAAGGAGUACCGUGACACUACUCUAAAUGGUGCAGUUGAGCAGAUGUACAAUGAGAUGGCAUCGCGUCACAGAGUGAGGUGCCCAUGCAUCCAAAUUAUUAAGACGGCUACCAUCCCGGCCAAGCUUUGCAAGAGGGAGAGCACCAAGCAAUUCCACAACUCCAAAAUCAAGUUUCCAUUAGUUUUCAAGAAAGUCAGGCCACCAUCCAGGAAGCUCAAGACCACAUACAAGGCCAAAAAGCCAAACUUGUUUAUGUAAUAUUUUAUUAGUCUUAAGAUAAUUCAAGAUUUAGUUUAUCAAAAUUCAAAAUUCUUUUUGAUCACUAAAGGGAUUCUUAGUUCGACUUCAAUUUAUAACGAGUAUUUUAUAGACUAUGGUUAUUUAAAGGAGAUGAAUGUUUGAAAUCUCAACGUGACAUAUAUUCUUAUUUAAUAUAAAAGUUCCAACUUUAACUUUA